Quercus robur (English oak) is the source of this 981-nucleotide messenger RNA. RefSeq names its product auxin response factor 2A-like. Gene Ontology annotation, biological process: regulation of DNA-templated transcription; response to hormone. NCBI's taxonomy places the organism in Eukaryota, Viridiplantae, Streptophyta, Magnoliopsida, Fagales, Fagaceae. Gene Ontology annotation, molecular function: DNA binding. The record is from RefSeq and is a predicted model, not a curated record. The transcript has 3 exons. Bases 469 to 735 code for a protein of 88 amino acids.
AAGAAAGUGCACCAUCAUUCAAAGUCCUACCACCAACUCCCUUGACAUCUCUCUCUCUUGCCUAUGUCAGCUCAGUCUUCAAAGACCACCACACUUGCUCCUCAGUACUGAACCGUCUACAAAAAAACAUUAUCCAGAAAAGUGUAAUACGGAGUGUUUUGGGUGAAGAAGAAAAAAUAAUGCUCAACAAAAGCAGAUGCAAAAAAGAUGUAAUGUGAUCAACUGCUGAGCCACAGAGAAUUUUUGCUCGAAUAGAAUUUGACCCAAAAAAAAGAAAAAAAAAAGCUCAUUACUAGUCAAAGAUCAGAUACGGAACAAUAAAAUAUAGAUCGAACUGGGGCACUUGAAAGCUAAUCAAAUCUCCAUAAUCUGAAACAAAAACUCAGUAACUCACAUUCGAAAAGUAAGAACAGAUCGAUCAUACAAUAAGGCCUGAUUCUUACAUGUUGAAUUUUCUUCGAGAGAAAAAUGGCUUCUUCGAGUUUUCCUGUCACCGAUUCAGAGGAUGCGAUAUACAAGGAGCUAUGGCAUGCUUGUGCUGGACCUUUGGUCACUGUUCCUCGUCAAGGAGAACUCGUUUUCUAUUUUCCUCAAGGCCAUAUCGAAAAGGUUGAGGCGACGACGAAUCAAGUGUCUAAGCAACAAUUGCCAGCGUAUGAUCUUCCUUCUAAAAUCCUAUGUCUGAGCAUCCUCUGUUCUUACUUUUGUUGGGCCAAGUUGAAUAUAUUCAUGUAGCUGUAUUGAAAGAGUACGUGUUGAGAUAUGAGAAAUCAAGAGACCAUUUUUAUUUCCCUAGAUGGACUAGUUUUGUUGUAUGUAUUAUGAUUGAGGAGAUGAAAAAGUUGGAAAAUAAAUUAUUUAGAGCUGGAUUUGAAGCUCUCAAGUUGAUAGGCUGAUGAUGUUGAAAAACUGAUUGAUUGAACUGGGAAGUCACUGACAUGAUAUUUAUCAAGCAAAAUAACUGCUUGGGAAUUCCUGCAA